UUUUGCAUGAAUCUUCUUUCCAUCGUUUCCCCGACAAUCGCUAGUUCCAGCUUCCUCUGGAGCCUAAUUUGACGUCUCCCAUUCAGCUGUGCUUCCAUCUCGAUCCCUCCAGAUGGGUUAACCUCAACCAGACUCGGAUCGAUCAAGCAGACAAUAGAAUUAAGCAUUCUCAUUCUGCUUGCAAGGCUGAUCGCUAUUUUUAUCAUACUGCUGCAAGGCCCAUCCUGUUCCCGUGGGACCUAACUGUCUGACGAAACAUCGCCAAAGCUGAACCCCCCCCGUCAGCUUGCGCCACAAUCGGAUCCAGUAGCUUCCCCGUUCUUUCGCCAACCAUUCCAGGCUGGCGAGAGGCACCCGUUAUCCAUGGCUGCGUUGAUGCAAUCGAAUAACGAACCUGUUACCAUUUCUAACUCAUUGCCCGGGCCCUCCGCCUCCAUCAUCUCAAGCCCGCCGGAAUCUGUCGCCUUCCUGAAGCAUACGAAACCAGACUCGAGUCUUACCUCCAUUGCCAGUGCCGGCUUAAACGUCUCACGAUCAAGAGAAUCGUUGCCACCCAUGACAACGACUGCACAGCCAGUUGGUUCGGUGGAUCGACUAGUAGAACAUGAGAAGGAGCCGGAGCAAAACAGCUCACAGGUAGCGAGAGAAGCUCUCGGUGCAACCGAGAAGCAACAAAUGAAUUCGCUUAAUGAUUCUAUACAUAUGUCCGAUCAGAUGCAGGUCGAUACGCAUUCGACUUCGGGCAAUGCGGCGGAUGCCUUUGGAACGGCCGAUAACAGCACGUCCCUUAUGAAUACCUCAACAGUUGCCAGUCCUGGCCCGAUAGAAGAUUCGGCUUCACAGGAUGGGGAUCGUCCACGUCAUAGGGACGAAAUGGACUUGCAGGAUGCAAGUAACAAGUCCUUCUCUUACCCUAUGCCGACGGCAGGUCUUGGUGAUCCCCGUCGUGGCCUGAGCUUACCAGGUUCUGGAUUCAAUAAGGCCGGCCAGCGAUCACCAUCGGCCAAAAAACACCGUUGCCCAUACUGUUCUACGGAAUUCACAAGGCAUCAUAAUCUAAAAAGCCACCUUCUUACACAUAGUCAAGAGAAACCGUACGUGUGCCAGACUUGCCAAUCGCGCUUUCGAAGACUUCAUGACUUGAAAAGACACACGAAGCUCCACACCGGAGAGCGUCCACACAUUUGCCCCAAAUGCGGGCGUCGAUUUGCUCGUGGUGACGCUCUCGCUCGACAUAACAAAGGACAAGGCGGAUGUGCGGGUCGUCGGGCGAGCAUGGGAAGUUACGCUCCUGAAGAUGAAUACGGCGACGCUGGGGUCCAUCCAGGUGCGGAGGACACGAUGGAUGGCCUCGUCUAUGCAGAGCCCGAGCAUAUAGAUGAAGAGGAUGAACGCCGCAUGAGCAUGCCCAGCAUUAAAAAACAUGAUAUUCCCACAGAUUCGAUCACACGAUCCAAUACCGCAAAUAGUUAUCAACCGCGGCAGCCGAGCACGUAUCCCCCGAUUGCCGCUGGUAGACCAUCUCCAGGGGGCCUUUUCCCGCCUCCUGCCAGUCACGGUGGCUCCAGCGCAUCGGCAUCCCCCAUCUCGCAGCCCGGUAACUUGACAUUUCCACCUCCUGGCCAGCAUUCGGGAGCCUCAAUAUUCCAACCAUCAAAUGUCACCGAAAGCCCAAAGCCGCUUUCACCAAAUGCACUAUCUUCGCACCAGCUCGGUCAUGGCCCUGAACUUCAUCGCGCUCAUUCUCCAGGCAUGGCGCAGUCAUUCCAGCAGCAACCAUAUACCAGGUCGGGGUCUUCUCAGGCAUCUGUUGCAAAUCAUACCGCUGGCAGUUUAGGCCUUCCCCCACCACAGCCUGGUGCUCCUCAGCUUCCUCCACCGCCUGGAAUGAACACCUCAGAUUCUCGAUUUUCAAUUCACUCUCAGAACUCUGUGCAACCACCACCGGCCGCUACGAAACAUACACCACCCCACAGCCAUUCUAGCAACCAUAGUGGGCCUCUGGCAUCCAAAACAGGCCCGGAGGUGACCGCAAAUAAUAAUGGGCACCUUCCGGGACCGCAUGACUCGAAUUAUGCUGAUCAGAAUCGUGAGCGAGAGGAUAAGCUAUGGACAUAUAUUCGUUCUGUUCAUGAAGAACUAACAGGAUUGAAGACCGAAGUAGCGGCUUUAAGGGCACAGCUUGCAUCAGCAAACGUAAAUACACUGACAUCAUCGACUCCAAGUGCCACACAACCUCAGGUUGAGCCGAGCACUGUCAGUGCCGGCCAACGGUGAUUGCAAGCUGCGUUCCACUCAUACUCAGGUGUUUUCAGACUCCUACCUGCUACCGAAGGCAUCCGGUUGAUGAUGAUAACUGUUGAUUAUCUUCUUGACAUAUAACUGGACUAACUCUCGAAGAAUGUCAAUACCCUUCACAUGUCCUACUGCAUGUGUCCCCAUUUUGUCAUGAUUCCUUGUCAGUGUUUCCACUUUUCUUUUGUUGACACCUUAAUGCCUUGACGAGACAAUAUCUAAAUUCAACGAAAGACCUGUUGCGAGGCUGGUCCAAUCUUCUUUAGUGAUCCACCUAGUCUCUAAUUUUCCUUCUUAACUCUGUUUUUACUACACCUUUCUUUCCCUUGGCGUCAUCUUUUUCACUUGAUAUGUUCACUCUUUCAGGAUAGGGGUAUGGAAGUGUUUCACGUACAGAGGUUAUUCUACCUUCCUCCUCAUCCUAGUCUUGAUUUUCCCUUCCCAAUAAUCCUAUAAUAAUUACUCACCCCCUCAUUGUCCUACAACUUGUCCGGAAUCAGCAUACCAUAUUUCUCUUUUUGGUUUUACAGAUUUUAGGAGCAGGGAGUAUGAGGGCGGCAAAAUGUGUUACUAUAACUCAAUUCUGGCAGCGUAUGCACGUGGCAGGGUCAAUCUCUUCACUAUUAAUAGUAUGGAGUAGGACGGGAGCAACUACUGUCUCCCCAAGAAUUCGGCUCGGUACCCCUAGCAAA
Messenger RNA from Aspergillus caelatus, 2987 nucleotides. RefSeq names its product C2H2 zinc finger protein. Gene Ontology annotation, cellular component: nucleus. The transcript is spliced from 2 exons. Lineage: Eukaryota; Fungi; Ascomycota; Eurotiomycetes; Eurotiales; Aspergillaceae. Gene Ontology annotation, molecular function: RNA polymerase II cis-regulatory region sequence-specific DNA binding; DNA-binding transcription factor activity, RNA polymerase II-specific. The record is from RefSeq and is a predicted model, not a curated record. Gene Ontology annotation, biological process: regulation of transcription by RNA polymerase II. The coding region runs from base 364 to 2277 and encodes 637 amino acids.